This is a messenger RNA of Brassica napus (rape), 1177 nucleotides long. RefSeq names its product GPI-anchor transamidase. Lineage: Eukaryota; Viridiplantae; Streptophyta; Magnoliopsida; Brassicales; Brassicaceae. The transcript is spliced from 9 exons. Gene Ontology annotation, cellular component: GPI-anchor transamidase complex. The record is from RefSeq and is a predicted model, not a curated record. Gene Ontology annotation, molecular function: GPI-anchor transamidase activity. Gene Ontology annotation, biological process: attachment of GPI anchor to protein; proteolysis; protein localization to cell surface. The coding region runs from base 168 to 950 and encodes 260 amino acids.
CCGGUUUGAUCAAUAGUGAGUUGUGUUCCAGAUCUUGUUUAGGGAAAAUGAAGAUUAUUCAUAUACUGGUGGUAGUAGUGCUUCUCUGUUGAGCCUCAACUUGGGGAGAGACGAGUAUUCACACGAACAAUUGGGCUGUCUUAGUCUGCACUUCUCGAUUCUGGCACAUGGCCAAUACACUCUCCCUCCAUAGGACAGUCAAGAGACUUGGAAUACCUGAUGAACGCAUCAUCCUAAUGCUCGCUGAUGAUAUGGCCUGUAACUCUAGAAACCAAUAUCCUGCUCAAGUUUUUAACAAUGAAAACCACCUCCAAAUCAACCUCUACGGAGAUAACGUUGAGUUGAAAAUUUCCUGCACUGGGCGUCACAGCCAUAUUCUACUCUACAUGACUAGCCAUGGAGGUGAUGAGUUUCUCAAGUUUCAAGAUGCUGAAGAACUCCAGAGCCACGACUUAGCUGAUGCUGUCAAACAAAUGAAAGAGAAGCCUAGAUUCAAGGAGCUGAUGAUUAUGGUUGAUACUUGCCAAGCUGCCACUCUCUUUAACCAGCUUCAAUCUCCUGGUGUUUUGGCAAUUGGUAGCAGUCUUAAAGGAGAGAACUCAUACUCACAUCACCUGGACUCAGAUAUUGGUGUAUCUGUUGUAGAUCGGUUUACAUACUACACUCUUGCCUUCUUUGAGAGGCUCAACAUAUAUGACAAUGCAUCACUUAACAGCUACCAUAAUUUGUUUAGUUCCUAUGAUCCGAGCCAGCUAAUGUCUACUGCCUACUACCGAACUGAUCUUUACCAGCCAAAACUGACUGAGGUACCGGUGACAAAUUUCUUCGGUUCAGUUAUGGAGACCAUUCAUACUGAUUCAGCUUACGAAGCCUUUUCAAGUAGAGACUCAAAUAGCAAGAUCAAAUCCGACAUGCCACUCAAUGAGCCUUCCGUGCACGCACGGUCUUAAAGAAGAUGUUCACCUCAGCAUAGCGGUGAUGGUUCUCGUUGUAAUGGUGUCAUCAUCUUUGUUAUGAUGCAGCCAGGCUCUUAGGAUAGGACGCUCAUUAUCAUCAUCAUCUCCACUUCACUUAAUCUCUGUUGUAUGAUCUUAAUUGUUGCAGCUUCGCAUCAAUGUAUUAUUACUUUUAUCACAAUGCUUUCUCUGAGGUGAAUAAGAGGUUAUUGGUUUAUAUA